Molecule: messenger RNA, 8276 nt
Organism: Columba livia (rock pigeon)
Lineage: Eukaryota; Metazoa; Chordata; Aves; Columbiformes; Columbidae
Gene: PKDREJ
Product: polycystin family receptor for egg jelly
Exons: 1
Coding region: 267-8180 (2637 amino acids)
Biological process (GO): detection of mechanical stimulus
Cellular component (GO): membrane
Molecular function (GO): protein binding; calcium channel activity; calcium ion binding
Source: RefSeq, a predicted model, not a curated record
CCCGUUGGCAGCGGUUCGUUCCUAACGGCUCGCUGCCGUGUCGCCGGAGGCGUUUCGCGUAGCUUAUUGGCCCCGAAAUACUCGGUUCUCGUGGCAUCGGAUAUAUCCGCGCAGGAUCUGCCGUUCCUAAAGCAAAUUCCUUUCUCACCAGCAGGCUCUGGUCUCCUUGGAGCCCUUCUGCAGCAGUUGGGGUCUCCCAUCUGUCACCCUCGGCCAGGUCGUGCUGCAGCGGCUCUGCUCCCUCCUGUCCUUUGCCUCAUGCCGCCAUGAAAGUGCUCCUUCUUCUCCUCAUUCAGCUGCUUGGCUGUUGCCUCCGAGGCUUUUGGACCUCCUCUCCCCGUCUCCAGCCAGCACCACUGCUGGUCACCUGCUGGGGCCCUCAUGGGCAAGUCUCCCAGCGCCAGGACAACGAGCACCGGGUCUCGUGCCUGUGGGACAGCACUGUGAUCCUGCGCUACCAGCCCACCCCAGGAGCAAGGCGAGAGGCGGUGAGGAAAAAGGGGUGGCCACCACCCCCACCACGCUGCUUCUGGUACCUGAACUCGGCCUGGGUGAAGAACACCUCAUACUGGUCAGGCCAAGUCACGCUGCAGAUGAGUGCUCCUCCACCUGUUUCCUCCAGCCUCCUUAAAGUGCAGUGCUCAUCUGCUUGGUGCACUGUGCCCCAGUGCCUUCACCGCAACGUGAGCAUCGAGGUGUCUGAGCAGGACAUGCGGCUGUUCGUGCUUUGGCCAGGGACACGCCUGAUCCACGUGUGGCAGCCAGUAGAGCUGGGUUGGUGUGCACGCCUCAGGAGUGCCAGCUGGCAGUAUCGCUUCAGCAGCCAGAGAGGCAGCCCCUCUACCCUCCUCCUUCCCAGCAGUGAGCACGAAGACACGCCACCACCUACUGUCUACCCAACAGCUGAGCUGCAACAGAUCUGUGCUACCUACUACAACUACCACUUGACUGUGCGCUACAGGCAUCACGGGCUCCACAUUGCUUCAGUCAGCAUCGAGCAGAUGCCUCAGAUGAGCCUCAGACUGUCUCUCAAGGUAGAGCCUAACUUGCUGCAUGUCCUCAGUGUCAGCUCCAAGCUCCUUAGUGUUCUUCAGCAGCCCCUCAGCCUCUCCUGGAAGCUUCAGCCCCUUACCCCAGGGACACUGGCCUACAGACUGGUGGACACACAGGCUAUAGGAGGUUGGCUCCAUUCCUACAGUUCCUUUACUCUGCAGAGCAACUUCUGUGCUGUUCCCACACCUCAGAGCCCACGUGAGAUGGUGGUUGCCAGCAUUUAUUUUCAUGUUGAUGGAAAGAAGUUUGAGGAAUCGAUGGGAGAACUAUAUCUACACAAUGGUACCUUGAGCCUAACGGCAGGCAGAGGAACUCCCACCCAUGUCGACCUUCACCCAGGGAAAACCAACAGGAGCACUUACAUUUUCAGGUACAACCACGGAACAUUUCACACAACCAAAAAAACCAGAAGCCCUAUUUCCACAGAUGGCCCUAACACACGCACUGUGUUCUACCAACACAAGGAGCUCUCGUACCUGUUCUCCAUAGAGUUUGUGGCCUUCCAGUGGUACAAGUUCAAUAUGUACCUCUAUAUGAAUCAGAACAGGGCUUUGUUUAGGUCUCUGACAGAAAGAGACCUUGAAGUCCACGUUUUCAGCAGCAACCAUCCUUUUCUGCAGAGCUUUACUUACUUAGUGUGGUUUAUCCCUGCACAACACCCAAUGCUUCAGUGCGAGUGGACCUUCCAUGUGCAGCUUUUUGGAAAACAAAAAGACCACCUUCUCCAGAACAGCACGUACACAUACAGCGAUCACGUAAGAAAUGCUACACGUUUUGUCCGUCACUCUGCUUUACCCUUUGAUCCAGAGAAAUACACAGGGUUUGUGGCAAAACUGGAUUGUAGCAGAAGUGCACUUACACCAGCUCUUUUAAGAGUCAGAGUCAACAACUAUGCUGCAAAAACCAUAGAAGCACCAGUGGCUUGCCUGCAAGCACCCUGUUACAUACAAGAUGUACGCAUUCGGAGACCUGUUUUUCACAGCAAUAUCUUGCACCAGAAAAGGGGGAUGCCUCUUAAUCUCUAUGCCAGGGUGGUAAUAGACUGCAUAAUUGCUGUACAGGUCAGGCCCUGUUGGCGAAUCUAUCGUGUUAAUGACACAAAAACUAUGCCGAACUGGUCAAACCCAAUGAACCUUUCUUGGCUGCAUGGUAUAAAUAUGGUAGCCAUAACUAUUCCGAGUUAUACUUUGGACUAUGGGUUGUAUCUCUUUCAUUUCACUGUUGAGAUGAACCCGUUGCAGACUGACAUAUUUGUCAACAGCACAGAUAAAAUUUAUGUUCAGAUUGAGAGUGGUGAUCUAGUGGCAAAUAUUGCAGGAGGCACAUUCCGCACAGUGGGUUUUUCUGAUAGUUGGACUCUUGAUGGCUCCGCAUCCUAUGAUCCUGAUUCUCAGGAACAACUAAAGGGAAUCACAUUUACUUGGUACUGCACUAAAGAGAUGUCAGACUAUAAAACCAUGACAAUCAGCCCAGGAAAGAAAUGCCAUCCAAACCAGAGAAAUUUGAAAUGGUUAACAUUCUCAGGUCCAGUUCAAGCAAUGCCACCAGAAUCCCUCCCAGGAAAUACCAUAUACUACUUUCGUCUAGUGAUUCAAAAGGAUAAAAGGACGAGUUAUGCUGACCAAACUGUAGUUGUGCAGCCCAGCUCCACGCUCUCUGUGCAUGUGACAUGCAUUGAAAACUGUGGUAGCAUUCUAAUUCCAACAGAGAGAUUUAGCUUGUCUGGAAAAUGUGAAAACUGUAGAACAGACAGACAGCCAUUCUACUACUGGUCCCUUUUUUCAGAAAACUCUACAGAAAUUAACUUUGACUGGUCUUCCAGAACCUCAACAGGGAGGUUUGGGCCUUACCUGUCUAUACAUGCUCUGACUUUUACAAAGACUAAACUUCAAUCCUACAUACUUGUGUUGAAAAUAACUACCUGGGAUGGUAGGACCUCAGUCCACAGCCACGCAUUUAAGGUAAAUCCUCCUCCUAGAACUGGCAAAUGUAUCAUCAACCCACACAAAGGUACAGCCUUUCUGACAAGAUUUGUUGUUCAAUGCAGGGGAUUUUUUGACAGCCAUUCACCUCUGACAUAUAAAGUGAUAGUAGCUUCCGAUGUAUCCAAAACUACCAAAAUAACUUCUGUGGAAGAAAAUACAUUUGGCACAAUUCUGUACUUUGGUUAUCAGCCUAAAACUCCUCCAUCUUUUCUCCCAGUUGGAGUGCCCUCUCAGAAGUACACCUUGACACUUUACGUUCAAGUCCACAAUUCCAUUGGGGCAUUUACCCAAGUGAGUUUAUCUGUCCGCGUAGAGAACCCAAUUAACAGUCGACCACUACCUGUUGUGUUUCAUGAACUUCUGGCCUCAGUGAGUGGCUCAAGUGCACCCAUGACAUCUUAUCUCCAGACUGGAGAUUAUUUUAGGAUUGGUUAUUUGUCUUAUCUGGCAGCCUCAGUCUUGAACUAUAUUAAAGCCACACCAACUCUCCAGGUCUCCAAGGUUCAGUUUCGGGAAAGCCUGAUUAAAGCAGCCCUUAAUAUUUCACUUGACAAUGCAAUGGAAAUCAACCAAGUAGUUGCUUCGCUUUCUCAAGUCACAGAAGAAGCUGAUGAAAUUAACAUUAGAUCACAAGACCUUGCCAUUAAGAAACUGGUAGAAGUUACGGAAGUGCUGAAGACACAGAGGAAUAAGACCCGUUGGUCUGAGGACGCAGAAAUUCAGACCAGUGGAAUAGCAAGAUGCUUGUCCAACAUCCUGAAAGCUGCUCUUCUGCAUCGCAAGAAUGUCAAUGUAAAUGGAGUUAAACAAGUCAUCUCCAUCAUGGAAAAUCUAACGGAGAUAGUCUUCCAGGGCAAGGUCCCUGGAGAAACAGAAACGCUAAUAGAAACAAAACACUGGAAAAUCACUUUGACAAAAGAAGAAACCUGGAACAUUGCAAAUGCUUCUUUUGCCAGAAACACCUGCAGGAAUUGCUUUCAUCCAUUACUGAAAAAGGGAAAUUAUUCAAGAUCAACCCAAGAUGUUGUCAUGUCCACUGCUGUUUUUGAGUUUGAGGAGAACCCCUUCCCUUGGUUAGGUUACACAUCAGAAAUCACAACAAUGGUCUUGGGGUUCAAAAUGGCAGAGACCAAGGCUAGUGGGGAACUACUAACGUUCAUGCCUGAAAGAGCAGAAAUUACUAUUGCUAGGAAAGAUCAAGAAUCUUCAACUUUUCGAUUAGCAAUGGGACCUGAUAAAACGCAAUCUUACACAACUGGAGGAUUUACUCUCGAAGUGAACAAGAAUACCAAGACCGUGUACAUGCAGAUCUUGACAAAAUUAAAAGUUACUUUCAAGGUGCUAGUAUUUACAGGCACCAACAUCACUUAUGCUCAACCCAUAGCCUCAUUUGAUGCUUUUCACAACAAGUCAACAGUUGCAAGCGAAAAUGAGACAUAUAGUGCUGACUGUAAGAUUAAGACUCCCUAUAUUAUCUGUCUCCCAGAGUCACUGGUGACAGCCACAGCUCAAGGAAACGGUACAGACACUCAGAACUUCUCCAUUGUCUUGCAGAUACCCUAUGUCGUGAGGUAUCAAACCCAGAGACUGGUGAGCAUAUAUGUAUUUAGUGAUCAGUGCUUAUUUCUGGAUGGGUUUCGAAGUCUGUGGAGGGAAGACACGUGCAGGCUUGGCUCCUUGACCGACUUCCACAGGGUACAGUGUAUCUGCAAUCUAAAGCGCAGAGGCAGAAGCCAGCUAGUCCACACUGAGUCAGAUGAAGACACGUAUGACAUAAGGUUCCUGGCAGCCAAAGUAAUAGUUACCCCCAACACAGUAGAUCUGGGAAAAACCCUGAUAGCAGACAUACCUAAAAACCCAGUGACCCUCUUAACAGUGCUCUUUAUUUUUCUGGUCUACAUUAUUUUGUCCCUCUGGGCCAUGAGAAAAGACAGGACUGACAGGGACAGUAAAGACAAGAUUAUAGUCCUGCCAGACAAUGAUCCCUUUGAUAAAGUGGGCUUUUUGGUCACUUUAUACACAGGCAGUCGCUGGGGAGCUGGAACCAGAGCAGAUGUCUUUCUUCAGCUCAUUGGCAAGAAUGGUACAAGUGAUGUCCAUCAUUUACGGCACCCACACUUUCUGUGUUUCCAACAAGGAAGCACUGACUGCUUUCUGUUAACUACCAAGAAAGAGUUGGGAGACCUUUGUUCACUCAGGGUCUGGCACAAUAACAAGGGCCCAAACCCAGGCUGGUUCUUAAGCAGAGCCAAAGUUGAGAAUGCGUCAACCAGGAAGACCUGGUUCUUUUUGUGCAGGAAAUGGCUUUCUCUUGACAAGAGCGAUCAUGUAAUAGAAAGGACAUUUUCUGUCACAAACCCCAAGACACCUCUGUCCAGAAUCGACUAUUUUUGCAUUAAUUUUGCCAACAGCCUAGCAGAGGGCCAUCUGUGGUACUCGGUUUUUGCUUAUGUUCUCAGUGGCACUUUCACCAGGCUACAAAGGUUGUCAUCUUGUUUAGCAAUAUUAUUAUUAAACUUGCUUGUUAACAUUAUGUUCUUUAAUGCUGACAAGGAUGAAGAAUCUCCAGUACACUUGAGGUAUCUGAGAUCAAUAACAGUAGGAAUUCAAUGUGCUUUGCUUACCGUACCUGUGGAAAUGAUGAUAAUUGCCUUAUUUAAGAAUUCUCCUCGUUCUGUGGCUCAGACAGACCCAAAGGCAAGUUCACCCCUCCUGUAUGGGAAUCUUAGGAACUGGAAGGAACGUUUGCAAAAAUUGUACCGUUCAGAAACUUCAGCACAAUCAAGGAAUAUGAGUCCCUUGGAGAACCUUCCUUGUCCCACCAUCUCAAAGAAUCCGCCAGGUUCCAGGGAGACAAGAAGCAAGGGAGGUCCCCAAAACUGCACAGUUUCUGAAAGAGAUGCAAAUGUUAUUGGAACAGAGGAGCAGAAGAUAACUGCGAAUUCCCCCGCAAUGGAUAAGGCCUGCCAGAAAAGGCCAUCAUCAAAUUCCACUGUUAGUGAUUACACAGAAGAAGGGGACAACUUUCAGAAGGAAAGAAACCCAUUAAGCAUGCUCCUUCACAAGACUCAGCACAUAGUUUUUUGUUGGUGGUGCGUCUAUCUCUCGUGGGCACUGAUUAUAGCUGUAACUGGGGUGUCAUCAUUUUUCAUUGUGUUAUAUGGUUUGUCUUAUGGCUAUCAGACUUCAAUGGAGUGGCUUUUAGCAUCUCUAAUCUCCUUUAUUGAGAAUGUGUUUUUCAUUUCAGUUAUAAAAAUCAGUUUUUUCUCAGCUUUGAGUACAAUUCGCCCAAAAACCUGUGAAAACAUCACAUGGUUAACUCAGGAAAAGUAUCUUGAGAUUAAGUUGGCUAGACACCUUAUGAGUGCUGAUGAGAUGAGACAAAUGCACUUGAAACUUGAUAAAGUCAGAGGCUCUAAGCAUUAUAAGCCUUUACAAGCUGAUGAAAUUGCAAACAUGCUGAAAAAGGCAAAAAUUAAAAUCAAGGCAUUUAUUUUCACAAAAGAUUUCAUCAAUCACCUUGUCUUUUUAACACUGCUAUUAAUUUUUGCCUAUCCCAUUGACAACACCAACUGUUUUCACUACACCCAAUUCAUCCGUAGCCAAUUCUCUCCACAACUCUCCACUGUAGAUAAGCUAGAACAGAUCUAUGUGUGGGUGAAAGACUCAUUCUUGCCUUUGAUCCACAAUGACGUUCAGCCAACCUUUCUUCCCGAGAGCUGGUCCAAAAUCAUUGGUUUACCCAGGAUGAGGCAAGUGCGGGCUAAAGGUACUAAGAAAAAAUGUUUCCAUCCUCACAGCUUUGUAAAUAACUUUGUGAUCAGUAAAAGCCACUGUCUUCACAAAUACGGUAGGGACGUCACCGACAAAAGUAACUAUGCUGGCACUUGGACAAAGGUUACCAACCAGACUGUUUCCAAGGAUGCCAGCGGUUACGAUGGGUUCAUUUACCAGCAGAGCAAGACUGUAUGGACGUAUUAUUCCUAUGGACAUUUGCACAUAUAUGGACCAACAGGAUACACAUUUUACUUUUUUCCUGAAGAAGGAAGAGCUAAUUCAACGACCAGGCUGGAUGGCCUACAACAGAGCAACUGGCUUGAUGAAAAGACAUGGGCUGUGAUUGUUGAACUAACUACAUUUAACCCAGAUGUAGAUCUCUUUUGCACCAUCUCGGUCAUAUUUGAAAUGUCUCAUUUUGGGAUCAUAAAACCAAGUUUGUCAGUACACUCUUUUGCAAUCCCCAUUUAUCAUCAGCUAACUGUAGGUCCAAAGUUUGUGUUUGCAAUUUUGCUUACCUUUCUGAUCGUUUACGUUGCAGAUGAGCUUUACACGAUAGGCCGAGAAAAAAAACAUUAUCUUAAAACCAUUUCCAAUAUAAUCAACUUUGGCUUAAAAUCAGCAUUCUUGCUCUUUAUUUUAUUAAAGAUCAUAAAGUUUAAGGCGGGAGCAGAUGUAGUAAGGUUUUACUUAGCUCAUCCAUAUGAUUUUGCUCAUUUUCAUUCAAUUUCUCUUUUAGAUCAGAUUUUAAGGAUUACUAUGGGCUUUUUAACGUUUUUUGCAGUUUUGAAAACUCUAAAAUAUUCUCGAGUCUUUUAUGACGUGCGCCUGGCAGAAAGAUCAAUCUUGGCAGCCCUUCCCGGAAUCUCCUCAAUGGCCCUCGUGGUGGCAGUGUUCUUCUUUAUAUUUAUGGCUUUUGGCUACCUUGUGUUUGGGCAGCAUGAAAGGAAUUACAGUAACAUGAUUCACUCAGCUCAGACUGUAGUCUCUUACUGUGUCUCAGCAUUCAAAGAGACCUCAUUUUCAUCCAACAGGUUGCUGGGGGCUUUCUUCCUAGCCUCUUUCAUGUUGGUGAUGAUCUGUGUCUUGAUCAAUCUCUUCCAAGCUCUUAUUAUGUCUGCCUAUGGAGAUAUGAAACAACCUGUAUAUGAAGAACCAUCUCAUGAAGCACAAGCGGUUACUUUUAUAUUGCAAAAGCUCAGAAAGAUACUUUAUCUUUUGAUCUGUAAAACAUCCAAACCCCGUGAACCCGAUUUUUUUCACAGUGUACUACUCUAUGGGCAGCCUCGCAGAAAACAUCAGCGACAUUUAGGGCUCAAGAACAGAGAAAUAAAUGGAAAAAAAAUGGUUUAUCUUGUAAUUUAAGCACAGAAAGACCUUGUAUUCAAGACCGUCUUUACUCUUUAAUACUUGCAUUUCAAAUAAAUGUUCAUAAAUAAACUAUUUACUUUUAAGAUUCAA